CGGUCAUCUGUUGUUAAAAAUAAUCAAAUUAAUAGUUAAUCAUUUGUGCGUUGUACAUACACAUCUCUAUAUAAACGUCUUGAAUUAAGCAUUCUGGUUUUAAUUUAUAAAUUAUUUCCAAUCCAUAUAGUCAAUCAAGAGGGUUAUGUUGCGUUUCGAACUGUAAAGCUUCUGUGAUGAAGCAGAACUGACACACCAGAGUUAAUUUCAAGUAAAUAUCUAAACAAAUUUAAGCAUGUCUAGUAAGGAUCUCAGAGAUCACUUGAGGAGGAAAGUGAUGAUUGAGAAAAAGUCAUCACUAAAUGAGACGUUCAACUCAUUGAGCAUUGGUGAAAUUAUCCAUGACCCCGAGUUGAAAACUUCAAUAUUGAGCAAAGCAGCAAGGGUGUCUGGUGAAUUUGAUAAGGUGACAAUCGGCCCACGAGCUAAUUUUGCUUAUGAAAAUACCCUAAACACCCCAAGUGAAAAUGAGAUCUCAGACAAGAAUUCCUCUAAAAAUCACAAGUCAUUUUCAUCAUCCAGAAGUAAUCUUACGUUUUCCAUCAAGAAAAUACUUUUGGAGAAUGAACUGCUCAGAAAAGAGAAAGUUAAGCAAGCUGUUGACAAGAAGAAAAAAGAAAUGGAACAAUCUCAAAGGCAACUGCAGGAAGAGCUGUCGGAUAUGUUAGCCAGGGUACUUAUUCAGAAAGAAAAAGAAAAUGAAGAAAAAUUGAUACAGCUGGAAGCUGAAGAAGAACAGCUUGCGUUUCAAUUAGAGCAAGAUCGCAAAAAAGAAUUAGAGAGGCGGAAAAUGAAAGAAAGUGAAGACAUAUUGAAGAAAAUUCUUCCAUUUAAAGAGAGUUUCCAAGCCAAGUGGAAAGAUAUUACAAAAAUAUAUAGUGGGUGCAGAGAUCAAAAUUCUGCUUGUCGCCUGCUGAAUUCCUAUACCCACAGGAUAAAAGAGUUGAGUUCACGGUGGGAACCGAUACUUGAAAAAGCCAAGACAGGAGACCUUACUCAAGUAGAUUUAAGAAUGGUAGAGCUAAUAGUCCAAUCCAAUGCUCAGCUUUACGAAUCAUUCAAGGCUGAUAUUGAACAAAUUGAAAUCGCGUACGACAAAGAAAUAACAAGGAGAGAAGCAGAAGUGAAACAAGCCAAACUUAGACUGCAAGAAGAAGAAGCGCAAAAACAAAAGCAGAUCCAAGAAGCAGAAUAUGCUGCAAAAGCUGAACAAGCCAAUGCGUUGGUUGAACAGCAAAAAGUAGAGCACUCCAACCAACACAUAUCAGAAGUUGACGGCGCUCCGCAACCUCCUCCAUAUCCUAACACUCCUGAAGCAGCAUCAGCUAAUGCCGUAGUUACUCAAGUUACUACAGCAGGAGAAUCGUCUGACUAUCCGGAUGUUGAAUCCUAUUUGUUGUAUAUGGGUAGUCAAGUGUUUUUAAAAAAUUACGAGGCUUCUUAUCAAGAUUUUAUUCAUAAUAAUGCAAUGAAAGCGUUUAAAUCCGAAUGUCGAAAAACACUGAACAUAACAAUUAAUUCCAUUUCUCACUUGAAUCGUGAACAAUUGAUGGAUAAGUAUGACAAGUUGAGGUUGUUUUUGUCGGGGAAGGGAAGUCCCAACAUCUUGCUUAACCCUCAAGCCGAAGCUUAUUCCAAGUACCUCUUGGCUCAAAAAAUACUGGAUCAAGGAGAUAUUACCAUUUCGAGUAAGCCUGAGCUAGCAUUUCCGUUCGCUGCUAUUGUCGUUGCACUGUGGAAUGACUGGCCUGACUUUGGUGAGAUUCUUUUGGCGCUAUUUCGAACAGUAAGUCCAUUUUUUGCUCCUGUCUUCCUCUCGCGAAGAAACGAUCAAACAGAAGAAGAGUACUACAAGUCGCUGGGCUGCAAGUAUGGAGAGGAUGGGAAGCCUGAGCAGCCUGAUAAAUUUUGGAAAAGACUCGGAGGUAUUAUGUACCUUUAUGCUUCAAUACUUGUGACAAGGCAGCGACAAGGUGUCAACAAACCUCAUCCUCAUGGACUAGGAAAUGCAUGGAGGUGGCUUGCUGCGACAUUGAAUUUCGAACCUAAGAAUGACAUAGCUGAUAUAUGUGCUACUUUGAUAUACAUCAUGCUGGAGGUCACAGGAAACGAUAUGUUAAAAACGUAUCCUAAUCAGUUUCCGAAAUUACUGCUUAUUCUUAACAACGUAUAUUACGAAAAACUGAAGAAUGUGGAUCCUGUUUUGAGCGCUCCCAUUAGUCGGUUGGGCGAUUUCUUAGCAACAGCUUUAAAAAAAGGCUCCAUCCCACCACCUAAAGGACAACUGCCAUAUAAUUUUUGGUAGUACACUAGUUCUUACCAUUAUAUGAUUAAUAUAGUAUAAAUUAUUGUAAAUAUUUUUGAAAAAUAGAAAACACUUGAUUUAUUUAAGUUACGUGCGUAU
This is a messenger RNA of Copidosoma floridanum, 2404 nucleotides long. RefSeq names its product Gle1 RNA export mediator (gene Gle1). Gene Ontology annotation, molecular function: inositol hexakisphosphate binding; translation initiation factor binding; phospholipid binding. Gene Ontology annotation, biological process: poly(A)+ mRNA export from nucleus. Gene Ontology annotation, cellular component: cytoplasm; nuclear pore; nuclear pore cytoplasmic filaments. Lineage: Eukaryota; Metazoa; Arthropoda; Insecta; Hymenoptera; Encyrtidae. The record is from RefSeq and is a predicted model, not a curated record.